Molecule: messenger RNA, 1956 nt
Organism: Opisthocomus hoazin
Lineage: Eukaryota; Metazoa; Chordata; Aves; Opisthocomiformes; Opisthocomidae
Source: RefSeq, a predicted model, not a curated record
AUGGGGGAUGCUGGCAUGGAACCAAACAUCUCCCCUCCCGACAACACUGGACAGCAAGACUCUCUCUUCAGCAUGACGGAUGUGUUUCUCAUAUCACUCAUCAUCGGGCUUUUCACUUACUGGUUCUUCUUCCGCAAGAAAAAGGAGGAAGUCCCAGACAUCCCCAAAAUGCAAUCAGUAGCAGCUCCGGUGAGAGACAGCAGCUUCAUUGAGAAGAUGAAGAAAACGGGGCGAAACAUAGUGGUUUUCUACGGUUCCCAGACGGGUACAGCAGAGGAGUUUGCCAACCGCCUUUCCAAAGAUGCUCAUCGCUAUGGCCUCCGGGGCAUGGCAGCGGAUCCAGAGGAGUAUGACUUGUCGGACCUGAGUCGCCUCUCUGAGAUCGACAAGUCCUUAGCUGUGUUCUGCAUGGCCACUUACGGCGAGGGUGAUCCGACGGACAACGCCCAAGACUUCUACGACUGGCUGCAGGAGGCUGACGCUGACCUGUCAGGUCUCCGAUUUGCGGUCUUUGGGCUGGGCAACAAGACUUACGAGCACUUCAAUGCCAUGGGAAAGUAUGUGGACAAGAGACUGGAGGAACUUGGAGCCCAGCGCAUCUUUGAACUUGGGCUGGGAGAUGACGAUGGCAACCUGGAAGAAGACUUCAUCACCUGGAGAGAGCAGUUCUGGCCAGCGGUGUGUGAGCACUUCGGGGUGGAGGCUACGGGAGAAGAGUCCAGCAUCCGCCAGUAUGAGCUGGUGGUGCACACAGAUGUGAACAUGAACAAAAUCUACACCGGUGAGAUGGGCCGUCUCAAGAGCUACGAGAACCAGAAGCCACCGUUUGAUGCCAAGAACCCCUUCCUGGCCCAGGUUACGGAGAACCGCAAGCUGAACGAGGGUGGAGAGCGACACCUUAUGCACCUGGAGCUGGAUAUCUCCGAUUCCAAAAUCAGGUACGAGUCUGGGGACCACGUGGCGGUGUACCCAGCCAACGACUCCUCUCUGGUGAAUCAGAUUGGUGAGAUCCUGGGCACGGAUCUGGACACGAUCAUGUCCCUAAACAAUUUGGAUGAGGAAUCCAAUAAGAAACAUCCCUUCCCCUGCCCCACGUCCUACCGUACAGCCCUGACGUACUACCUGGAUAUCACCAACCCGCCCCGCACCAACGUCCUCUACGAGCUGGCCCAGUACGCCACGGACGCCGGCGAGACGCCAGGGCCGCGGGCGCGGGACCCCCUCCGAAAAAGGGCAUCGUCUGCCGCCGAGGGCAAGGCUCUCUACCUCAGCUGGGUGGUGGAGGCCCGGAGGAACAUCCUGGCCAUCCUGCAGGACAUACCCUCGCUGCGCCCCCCCAUCGACCACUUGUGUGAGCUCCUGCCCCGCCUGCAAGCCCGCUACUACUCCAUCGCCUCCUCCUCCAAGGUUCACCCCAACGCCAUCCACAUCUGUGCCGUGAUGGUAGAGUACGAGACCAAGACGGGACGCCUGAACAAAGGGGUGGCCACCAACUGGCUGAAGAACAAGGUGCCCAAUGAGAACGGGAGUUGCUCCCUGGUGCCCAUGUACGUCAGGAAAUCGCAGUUUCGCCUGCCCUUCAAACCCAGCACGCCCGUCAUCAUGAUCGGACCGGGGACUGGCAUAGCCCCCUUCAUCGGCUUCAUUCAGGAGCGGGCCUGGAUGAAGCAGCAAGGCAAAGAGGUGGGACUCAACGUUGCCUUCUCCAGGGCCCAGGCCGAGAAGGUUUAUGUUCAGCAUUUACUGAAGAAGAACAAGGAAAACAUCUGGAAGCUGGUUAAUGAGGGGAACGCUCAUAUCUACGUGUGCGGCGAUGCUCGCAACAUGGCCCGGGACGUGCAGAACACCUUCUACGAGAUCGUGGCCGAGUUCGGGAACAUGAGCCAGCCCCAGGCCGUGGACUAUGUAAAGAAACUGAUGACGAAGGGCCGGUACUCUCUGGACGUCUGGAGCUAA